Uloborus diversus is the source of this 1677-nucleotide messenger RNA. RefSeq names its product YEATS domain-containing protein 4-like. The transcript has a single exon. The coding region runs from base 224 to 940 and encodes 238 amino acids. The record is from RefSeq and is a predicted model, not a curated record. Gene Ontology annotation, biological process: regulation of DNA-templated transcription. NCBI's taxonomy places the organism in Eukaryota, Metazoa, Arthropoda, Arachnida, Araneae, Uloboridae.
UGGAAAUCAAACACGCAGUUAAUGUGUGCAGGAGAUCUAAUCGUAACCGUAGUGUUUAUAUUCAACAACUACAACAAACAGCACGACAAAAUUGAAAAUUUUCAAAGCUUGUCAACUUUUUUGCUGUUUUCUGAAUUGUUAUCAAACAACAGCAGUUGAUGUGUCGAUUAAUCUUGUUCAAUUGUUCUUCAUAAUGUAAAAUUUUCAAAUAGAUUUUUAGCAUAUGGCAUCAAAACAAAUGGCAGCAUUACCGUUCCGUAAUCCGCCUGGCAAAGCGGUGGUCGCUAAAGCUGGCUCAGGAAAUGAAACUACACGUCUAAAAGGACUUCAAAUUAUUAAACCGAUAAUUUAUGGAAAUGUUGCAUGGUUUCUUGGUAAGAAGCGAGAAGAAGAUGGACAUACGCAUCAGUGGACUGUGUACCUGAGACCAUAUGAUAAUGAGGAUAUGUCGGUGUAUGUCAAGAGAGUCCAUUUCAAAUUGCAUGAAAGCUAUUCGGAACCAAAUAGGGUUUGUCAUUCACCUCCAUACACAAUUACGGAGACUGGAUGGGGUGAAUUUGAAAUUGCAAUCAAGAUAUUUUUUCAAGAUAGUAAUGAGAGGCCAGUAACUCUAUAUCAUUUUCUGAAAUUAUUUGACCGUGAAAAGGAUGGAAGUGUAAAGGUCGGAGCUGGCCCUGUAGACUCCGAAUUUUAUGAUGAAUUGGUUUUCUCUGACCCGACGGUCAAAAUGCAUCGACAGUUGACUCAUCCUAAACCCAACGCAAGUGGACCGACACAGCACAAGACGGAUUACGAACAAAAGAAAGUAAUAGAUUUGAAGAAAGUAAUGACGGCAAGGGAGGAAAUAAAAAAGAAAAUUGCUGAAACUAAAGCUGAACUUCUGGCUAAGCAGGAAGAAAUCUCAAAGUUAAAGCUGGAGGCCAAGCUCGAAAAAGACUAAUAUGUCCAGUGCAAGUAAAGGGGUAAAGUCUGGGACAAGUAGGUUACACUCCUUAAACUGAAUUAUGGAUAAAAGUUUUCAAAAUUUUUUGCACUCAUGCUAAAUUUCAUCACAUUGAUUGGUUUUGCAUAAAUUUGGACUUCGUGGAAUUUUUUUUCUAGGUCAUAGCACUUAGUCAAAAAAAAAAAAAAUUCAAAAUAAAUUUUCUUUUGCUAAGCAACAUUUUUCAAAGAAUUGUUUCCAGUUUAGUUAUUAUUAUUUUUUAUGAUAGUUGAUUUUACACCUAUAGUUUAACUUAAAGUUCAUACAGCAACAACAAUUUUUGCACAAAAUAUUAUUAAUAAGUUUCAGAGAAGCGGUCCCACUUACCCCGUAAAUUUUUGCUAUAAGGUGUAAGUGGGUCCCCCUAUAAUAAUGGGGAUUUCAAAAUCAACUGUAAUGAAAUAUUUAUUGGUGAAAUACAAGACAGCUAUGAUGACCUAGUAGGAAUUGACAGUUCAGCUAGAAAAACUUCUAAAGCUGGUGGUAAUGUACUCAUGAAACUUGCAUCAUCCAGAUGAUGAUAGAACUUCCUUAGCACACUCAUUUAACAGACCUGGUCAAUUGCUUACAAUUUCUUUUUCAGCUUUAUGGUUUUGCUUAAUUUACCAAAAUUGAUCUUAAUCGACUGUAUUACUUUUAUUGAACUCACCUUUAUAUCUGAAAAGUGAAAUAUGUACUUAAAGGCUUUUAAUAAA